UAAUUUAGAAAUUAUGACCCGUACUGUAAAGGUACGAGAAUUUUGGACAACAUAUUGGCAUGUUUUCUUCCAGCACGUACCAACCAACGCCAAAACAUCCACAUAAUUCAUUCACCACACACUUGCAGCAAACGACGACGACGGAUUCACCUGGUUUUGUAUAGUAUGAUAUCAUCAUCGGCUCAACGGCUCCGGCUGUCCAUGUGUCUGUUUCAAGCCCCGAGAGUUGCACAGGUUGUUGUAUAUCUAUGUUAUUCCCCCUUCGGGCUCUCCAGUCGCCGCGUUGAAAUCCCCCGCCGCCGCAAGUCCCAGAGCCAAUUGUGGUUGUGUUUGUAGUUUGAUUCAUAAAAUUGUUCAUUCCGUUCUCUGUCGAUGUCGAUGUCUGUCUGUAUACACACGGGAGUCUGCUCUCAACGCGAUGAGUUUUUAUGCUAGGGCCUUAUUCCGCUAGUAAGUGUCAGAUAUCAAACAGGUGAACCUCGAGAGUUAUGCGAAAAGAAGUGGUGUAGUGCCUUAAGCCAUCGUCGGAUCGGGUGUGGACCUUGCAUCCUGUGUCCAAUUACCUGUCCAAUUUCUGUGCGUCAACGUAAGAGCGAAAGAAAAGCCAGCUAUCGCGGGAGAUCAGUGUGUGCAUUCAGUUGUAACGAAGUUGUGUGAUGAGUUCGGGCACGGAUGAAAUUGACCGCAGUGUCGCGGUGUCUAAUGGUGACCAGCAGCAAAACAAUGCAACGACGGCCACCAUCCAGGAGACCUCGCUGUCCCAAAGUGGGUCGACGACAGAUAGCGAUGGCCCGAAAACGACCAAUUGGGUGAAGUUCGAUGAUGACGACGGCAAGAAGGCACAAGGCGACAAAGCGGCAUCCGCCCCGCCCAACGACAUCACGCCCGCUGCCGUCCUCCCAACCGAGUCUGUCCACGUGACGAUAGACGCGCGCCUACCGACAAGUCCCAAACAAGUCGCUCCGGUGAUCUCCUCGCAGCCUGCGCCGGCCACUGCCUCCCAGGGCCAGAGCCUCCCACCACCGCUAACCAACAAGACGUCCCAACCGGCCGUGAUCGACAUUCCGAAGCAAACGACGGUCAACGUGGUCCAGCCGAUCCAGUCGAUGCGCACGAUCGAACUCUCGACAGGGCGGGUUCGCGAGGGAUUCGCCAACGGCGAUGUGAUCGUGACGCUGCUGCCAACAAACACUCGCUGGCCCUGGGUGACGCCGGCGGUGUUCCGUCCGGAGCUGGUUCCCGAGGAGUUGAUGGCGCAAGGGUUGACGCUCACGGUUGAGGAAUACGUCCACGCCAUGGAGACUCUGGUGAAUGAUUACCGGUUCACGAUGUACAACAUUUGCUACAAGCGAGUUUUGGUGGUUUGGAUCUUGUUUGCAUUUGUCGUCCUGUUGGGGUUGUUGUUCUCGGGUCUGUACGGAAUAACGCUGUUUUCACUGGGCGUCGGAUGGCUCUUCUUGAACGCGGCGGCCAUUUUCCUGUGCAUGUGGGUUAAGUUGCGUCUGGCCCGAGGGCUGGAGCGUUGCAUGGCCCGGGUCAACAAACAGUUGAUUCGUCACAAGAUUCUGCUGGCGUUGGAUGACCGAGGACACAUCUCCUGCCACAAGGUCAACCUUUGCUUCAUGUACUUUGAGCCGUCGCAAUGCAUCAGCUAUCUGAACGAGUUUAUCGAACGAAGCGAACAGAACGGAAAUACGAUCGAACCUGGCUGGGAGAGUCGUCUGGACGUGGCUACGAACGAUAUCGUGAUUCAGGGAGCAAACACUACUCGACUGUCGAGGAAGCAGGGCAGAGCGGAGGAAAUUUUCCUGCGAUAUCUGCAGCGCUGGGGCAAAGACUACCUGCGGCGCCGGCUGGACUGGACCAUCGAGGAGAACGGCAUCGUGUCCGCGCCGAGGCACAUUCCCACUGCGUACUGUCCCUGCCAGUACGCGGAGGAGGUUCUGCUGCACAAGAAACCAAAGGAUGACCCGCGCGUUUGCUGCGCGUCGCUCCGCCAGCGAGCGCAACGAUUAGGGUUCCAGUUCUAGGGCCUAAAUCCUCACACACAAAAAGAGGAAGAGAAAGGGAGCAACAGGGUUGAGAACAUGUGAAGCAUACUCGACGUACUUAAACUGCGACAUUCCCACUAACCCUAGUACAAACGUGUUUUAACAUAUUUUGUUUAUAACAAAUGAGUUAAGCUUUUAAAGACAAACCCGUAUCACAUAGUCACAGAUAACAGACGACCAGGCUAGAAAUAGUUUGAAAAACGCCUAUUAAUACGUCGUCGUGAUCGUGAUCCAUCUCGUUGCACGUCGAUGUUGAACCUUCCACUAAAUUUGAUUAUAAUUAUAUUCAACAAUAACGUUUAAACCCCCGUGCAAUGUACAUACCUCUUCGUAAAAAAAAAGUUUCGAUAUUGACACACCCUACAAGUGCGCCAACUUGCCCAAGGAAAAUUUAGUCAAGGGCGUUUUGUCACACGUGCAUGCCAGACUACAUGCCUGGGGACUCCGGCAACCAAAUUCAACCAACAGAACAGUGAGCCAAACAACCCGUGUAUGUUAUUACGUGCUGUAGUUUCUGUUCAUUCAAGGUGGAACUUAACAAUGCGUUUUUCCGAAACGUAAAAAUGGCAGGUGCGACAUGAUAGCAAGAUCCGUCAACAUGGUGGUCGUAGGCCGGCUACGAAAUUAUGCUUAAAAUAUAAAUAGAAAAGUUCAUCGCGGUGUUUCCAUUUUUUUUAAAGUCGAAAAUUCAAACGCUAGUUGAAGUUGAGUUAGUGCCUAGAGCUGCGAUGUCUGUUAUCUGUGACACAAUUUCGGUGAAGGAUUUUAUUGUAAACACACAAACAUACACACACAUUCAAGUUAACUGUUAACUGAAAUAAUAAAAAAGCAACUUGUAACCUAACAAAUACAUCGCCAAAUUGUACUUAAAAACCGCCCCAUGUUAAUCGCAGCAAAAAAAAAACCACCCGCCAUACAACAAACCAGCCUUUCACGUGAUUUGUUACAGGAACGAGGACUGCUCCUGUUGUUGCGCUACGCGUCCCGCUGGGGCAAUGAGUCGAUGCGAGGGCUGAUCGAUGUGACAUCCGUUGAGCCGGCCCGCCACUGUCGACAGUUUCAGUGCCCUUGCCAGUACAUCGAGUACCACCUCAAGUGUAAACCGCAAGGCAAGUGCAAAAUGUUUAGUUUCUUUUACUGGGUGAAGGCUUCACAGUGGUAUGGCUAGAUUUCGUUUUUGUGUCUAGUU
Culex pipiens pallens (northern house mosquito) is the source of this 3240-nucleotide messenger RNA. RefSeq lists its product as uncharacterized. The coding region runs from base 657 to 2030 and encodes 457 amino acids. The transcript is spliced from 5 exons. NCBI's taxonomy places the organism in Eukaryota, Metazoa, Arthropoda, Insecta, Diptera, Culicidae. The record is from RefSeq and is a predicted model, not a curated record.